Messenger RNA from Cyprinodon tularosa, 5119 nucleotides. It is a transcript of the gene crb2a, whose product is annotated as crumbs cell polarity complex component 2a. Bases 152 to 4531 code for a protein of 1459 amino acids. The record is from RefSeq and is a predicted model, not a curated record. Gene Ontology annotation, biological process: heterophilic cell-cell adhesion; establishment or maintenance of epithelial cell apical/basal polarity. Gene Ontology annotation, molecular function: calcium ion binding. The transcript is spliced from 13 exons. Lineage: Eukaryota; Metazoa; Chordata; Actinopteri; Cyprinodontiformes; Cyprinodontidae. Gene Ontology annotation, cellular component: plasma membrane; protein-containing complex.
UGAUCACUCUUCUUAUGGCCAGGGAAGGCUGUCUGUGGCCAAGCAUGGAUGGUCGCAGUAGGGAAAGCCAGCCUUUAGACGCUUGCCUUUUUCUUUUUUAAACCAGGAUCACAUUUUUUUUCUUCCAUGGAUUUAGGUCUGUAACUUCACCAUGGAGCUGGGAAAAGUUCAUUUGAAUCUAAAGACACUUCUGCUGACAAUGAUGAUGUUUAAGUGGGGAACCCUGUGCUCUGCCACAUCAGAAAAAUGUUUGUCUGCACCUUGCCAGAAUGGGGCUACAUGUGUGGACACCAUGGAUGAUUAUGCCUGUAUCUGUGCCAGAGAAGGUGUAAUAUACAUGGGAAAAAACUGCGAUGAACUCUACGAUGGUUGCUUCUUUGUGCCAUGUUUAGAGUGCACCAGUACCCCAGGAACAAUGGAAUACCAAUGCGUAUGCCCAGAUGGACUUACAGGAGAUAACUGCACAGAAGAGGUGGAUGACUGUCUGAGCAACCCUUGCUCAGAGCCUCAUUCACUGUGUGUUGACCAGCUCCAUGGAUAUUUCUGCAGGUGUCCAGCUGGAUACGGAGGUCAAGAAUGCAAGACACGUGUGACUGAUUGCAUUGACAAACCCUGCAUGAAUAAUGGCACUUGUGUGUUACAACCAAAUGGCUUCGAAUGUCAAUGUGCACCAGGGUUCAAGGGCAUGACUUGUGAGGAAGAUGUGAAUGAGUGUUUAUCAGAACCCUGCCAGAAUGGUGCCAUUUGUAUUGAUGGAGUGGCAGAGUACCAUUGUUUCUGUGUGCCAGGUUUUCAAGGACACAACUGUGAAAUAGACAUUAAUGAGUGUGCUUCUCAGCCCUGUGAAAACAAUGCUACCUGCAUCAAUGAGAAGGACCAUUAUGAAUGUGAAUGCAUGGUAGGCUUCACAGGAGUCAACUGUGAAACUGAGAUAGAUGAGUGCGACUCCCAUCCCUGCCAAAAUGGAGCCACUUGCCAUGAUUUAAAUGGUAUGUACUCUUGCGACUGCCUACCUGGGUUUGACGGCAUCAACUGUGAGGUUGAUAUAGAUGAGUGUGUCAGCCAGCCCUGUCAGAAUGGAGCAUUCUGCCAUGACAUGGUAAACAGCUAUGAAUGUAACUGCAGUAACACUGGAUUUGAGGGCAAGAACUGUGAAGUGGAUAUUGCUGAGUGUGCCUCUGAUCCCUGUCAGCAUGGUGCCACAUGUCUAGAAGAAGUAAAAGGAUAUAUGUGUCUCUGUUGGCCAGGUUAUGAAGGACCUAACUGUGAAGUUGACAUUGAUGAGUGUGCUAAGCAGCCAUGUCAGAACGGGGGGAAAUGUUUGGAGCGCUCAGAUCCGUCUCACUGGGAACUGGAUUGGGAGCUCAGCUUUGCAGAUGCAGCUGGGUAUACCUGCCAGUGCCAAGGAGGGUUUGCAGGAGAGAACUGUUCCAUAAAUAUAAAUGAAUGUGAAUCUGAACCCUGUCAGAAUGGAGGGAGCUGUGAGGAUGAGGUCAAUGGCUACACCUGUGUGUGUCCUGUUGGAUUCUUAGGUGAGCUGUGUGAAUUGAACAUUGAUGAAUGUGAGAGCCAGCCCUGUCAAAAUGGUGGCUGGUGUGAAGAUGGCAGAGCAUCGUACAUCUGCCAUUGUCCUGAAGCCCCGCCUGGUCAGCUUCCAUGGGGAGGGGAUGACUGUGAGGUUAAACUCUAUGGCUGUGUAGGCCACGAAUGCCAGAAUGGAGCCAGCUGUCUUCCGACGCUACAAGAUGGAAGGCACAGCUACACUUGCUUGUGUCCGUAUGGCUUCUAUGAUGAGCAAUGCUCUACGAGAACAACAUUCUCCCUUUCUACCCCUGGGUUCAUUCAUAUCCAGGUUCCUCUCAAAGAAAAGGUCCGCAGGGAGGUGGAGCUUCGCUUUCGGACAACUUUACCCAGUAUGUUGAUUUUCUACAGAGGGGAUCUGGAUACUUAUUUUCUCCUGGAAAUUGUGAACGGUGGUCUCCAUGCAAGAGCCUUUUCUGAGGAGUCUGAAUUGGAUGUAACAUUUCCCGGACCUGUUAAUGAUGGAGACUGGAGGAAUGUUCAUGUGUUUCUGGAUAAUGGAGUUCUAUUCUUGCUCCUUAAAGGUCCUAACUGUGACAAAGAUGGAUGCACAGUUACAGACGUUGGUGAUGGGGAACCCCCUUUCCAGCCCUCUACAGCCUUUACUAAUGUUUACAUAGGGGGAGCACCAAAAGAGCUUUUGGAGCUCUCUUUAAGCCGUGCAGGAUUCCUUGGAUGUAUUGAAGACCUUAUUAUUGACUCAAAACCUAUUCUACCCCAAGCACUUCCAGAGGAGCAGUAUUUUGAGUUGGGAUGUCCCAAGACUGAAUGGUGUAAACCUGACCCAUGUAAUGGGCAUGGCCAUUGUGUGGAUCUGUGGACUGACUACCAGUGUGACUGUACCCGUCCCUUCCACGGGGACAGCUGCUCUGAAGAAUACUUUUCAUGGACUUACAGCCACGAGGAAACAGUGAGUUUUAGUUCCUAUGACAUCAAAGACAGCCAUGGAAGCAACUUCAGUGUCUCCUUUUUUCUGAAGUCCGUAAAGCCAGAUGGGCUGAUAUUUCAGCUGAGAAGACCCUCUGCGGAAGAUGAGGGGGAGGUCUACUUUUCAAUCUACCUGAGGACGGGAAGGGUUUUUGUCAGCUCACUGCCUGACAGCUUCCCACUGACAGCUCCAGUGUUUGUAACCAAUGGGCAGAAACAGUUUCUUUCUGUGGAAGUCAAACACACGUCUGUGAUUUUUGAUCACGCAGGUCUUAACUUUGGAAUAGGAGAGAUCCCUGAGGUGACGGUUUUGGGCGGAGACAAGGCGUAUGUUGGAGGGCUUCCAGAGGGCUGGGACUCUGAUAGGUGGGGGGGACAUUUUAAAGGCUGCCUCCAGGACGUUCGUCUGGACUCCGCACAUUUGGAUCCGACUGGCUGGAGCCGCUCAGAUGAAAUAGUUUAUGUAUCAAAUGAAUCUGGAAAUUGGACAGAGGGCUGCAUUAGUGAUGAUACCUGCAAGACCCAGCCUUGUCAGAACGGAGGAGAAUGCUCCAUAACCUUCAAUGAUUUUAUCUGUUCCUGUCAAGAGGAAUACACAGGAAAGACCUGCCAAACACGUGUUUGGUGUGUCAGCAAUCCUUGUAUCCAUGGCGGCGUGUGUGUGGACCUUCCUGAUGGAUAUGAAUGUUUGCAUAACGCCACAUUUCAAGGCAACCCUGUGCAGUACAGUGCCGGAGGCUCCCUAGCCGAACCUGUCUCUAACAUUUACAUGGAGCUGCGGACCCGAUCAGAGAAUGCGGUGCUCCUGAGGGCCUCUUGGGGAUCCAACCUGCUGAUGCUGGGCAUCUUGGAUUUCUCAGUUUGGGUGGAAAUCCAGACAGACAGUAGCAUGAAGGCGCUGACCUUAAAAGGGAUUCUUCCUGUGGCUGAUGGCCGCUGGCAGCGCAUCAACAUCUCCAUGGCUGACUGGAGACGGAAGGCCUCCCCCUGGAUCAUCACUUUGAAUGGAGUCACUGAUGUCACCAGCAAACAGGACCGUGCAGGAAGUCUGAGUUUCCUCAAUAAGAAGGGGGCCAUGCUCACUGUUGCAGACAGCUUCACCGGAUGUUUGGGUGCAGUGAGGCUCGGAGGCGUCUAUCUCCCCUUCGUGGACGACCAUAAAGCUCCGCAGCCCUCACAGUUUCACCUGCUUGGAAAACCAAAAGUCCAUCUGGGGUGCAGCAGUGCGCCCGUUUGUGAAUCUGGUCCCUGUCUAAACGGAGCCACAUGUGAAGACUUAUUCAAUAAAUUUGGUUGUGUGUGUGACACUGGCUGGGAAGGAGAACGAUGUGAGAUGGACACUGAUGACUGUGCAUCUCAGCCCUGUGUUUAUGGCAGCUGUAAGGACUAUUUAGGCAGCUUUGAGUGCCACUGUGACCCUGGAUAUGCUGGCACACUGUGUGAUGAAGAUAUUGAUGAGUGUGAGCUUUCCCCCUGUGAACAUGGAGGGACUUGCCUGGAUGGUGUCAACAUGUACACCUGCAUGUGCCCCAAAGACUACAGGGGCCCUCGCUGUCAGUGGGACUAUCCUCCGUUACAGUGCAAAACAGAUGUCCAGUGUGAAAAUGAUGGAAUCUGCAGAGACGGGCUGUGGGGAGCUAACUGUACCUGCAUGGCGGGUUUCACAGGCAGCAGGUGUGAAACAGAGAUUGAUGAAUGUAACUCUAACCCCUGUCAGAAUGGGGGCUCCUGUUUGGAUCGGUUCAACAUGUUUGUCUGUGAAUGCCCACCUGGAUACAGCGGCCCAGUUUGUGACGUCAACAAGGAGGCCAAUAAACAGGGAGUCUCCUGGCUGAUGGUUGUUAUUCCACUGCUCUGUCUAUGCGUGGUGGUCCUGAUCAUUGGUUUGACCUUUAUGCUGCUCACAGCAAGGAAGAAGCGCCAGUCAGAGGGGGCUUACAGCCCCAGUGCUCAGGAACUGGCCGGAGCCCGGCUGGAAAUGGACAGUAUGCUCAAAGUCCCACCAGAGGAACGACUCAUUUGACUCCAGGCUGCUGGAUGAAAGCAGUUAGAUGUUAUCGAGGUGCUGCGGUAUCAACUGACUAUUUAAAUGCCUUUAUAAGGCAAUGUAUGUGGAUGCCAACACUUACUAAUCCUAAAAACUUUGCUUAUUUACCAACCUUUUACUAGUUGUCUACAGACAGCUGGUGGAAUGCAUGUUCUCAGCACCUCAGCCUUGGAGGUCUGAUCCUGCAUCUAAGGAUUACAGCAUGGACUGUACACUGGAUUUAAGACUUAAAUCUCCAGCUUUAUACCCAGAAGUUUAAAAAAAAAAUUCUAAUUAGUGUACAGUGCCUUGCAAAGGUAUUAAUACCCAGCGGUCUUUAUGGAAAAGUCAUUCAAAAAACGCUGCUCUUUAAAUGGACAUCACAAGAAUUUCUGUUUUCAUUUUGCAGGAAACAAUGGGGGAGGGCUCGUUCAUAAUCUGAACAAAAUUAAACAAAUUAAUUACAUUUACAACCAAAGGUAAACUGAUGUAAAAUACCUCUAGAGACACUUUACAGCCAAUUUAAUCAAAUCAUACAGAAAAUAUCAUGAAAAGUUUAGGAAAACAAAUAAAACCCUAAAAAAA